CCAUUUCAGGACUCCUAUCCAGGAAGGGACAUUAAAGUCACUAGUCAGAGCCCGUAUGGCUUCCCUCUUGAAGCCCCCUCCCCAAAUCCUUGCAAGCUGAGAAGCGGGUGCACGAAUCUGCAGGGCAGGGCAGAGGCAAACAGGCAGUGGUGAACCAUGCGUACCAACCAGAUUAUGAAAUACACUCUCUUUACCUCCUGCUACCUCUUCUGGGUAGCUGGUGGACUCAUGGUGGCUGUUGGAAUUUAUGCCAGGCUCUCCAAGGAAGCAGGUGCUGUGGACUCCUUGUUGGCUGAUCCCUCCAUAAUUCUUUUAGCAGUGGGCACCCUGAUUUUCUGCAUCACCUUUGUGGGCUGCUUGGGAGCCUUACGGGACCUCACACUGUUGUUGAAAGUGUUUGCCUGGAUCUUGCUCAUCAUUUUCAUUCUGCAAGUUGUGGCUGCAGUUUUAGGCUUCAUCUUCUCUGGCAUGGUGAUGGAAAAAGCCACAUUUUUGAUGGGCCAGGCCAUCUCCCGCUAUCGUGACAACCUUGAUUUGCAGAACCUUAUUGACUACAUCCAGAAGAAGUUCAAGUGCUGUGGGGUUCACUCAUACAAGGACUGGUCCCAGAAUAUUUAUUUUGACUGUCGAGACUCCAAUCCCAGCCUGGAGCGUUGUGCAGUGCCCUUCUCUUGCUGUCUGCAAGAUAAAGAGGUUAUGCUAAACACCAUGUGUGGCUAUGGGACACAGAGUCUUAAAGGGUGGCAAGCAGAGAACGUGGUGUACACAGAGGGCUGCCUAGAGAAGAUUGUCCAUUGGGGACGGAGCAAUCUCUUGCUGAUGGCUGGGCUGGCAUUUGGAUUGCUGGUCUUGGAGGUUGUUGUCUUUCUUCUGGCAGUGAUGCUCAUUUACCAGAUUGAUUUCAUCAUCCAGAAGCGCAGAAGCACCAAGAGGAGGAGGAGGCAGAGUUACCCUGAGAAGUGAGAAAUGAGGCAGCACGGGAUGGAAAUUGGCUAUGAAUCAGCUUUCCUGAACCUAAUAGCCUUUGGAUGCAUGAAACUGGAUACUGAAAACGGCCAGGAUUCCCAUGUUACCUCAGAAAUCCAGUGGUGGAUUCCAACCGGUGUUACUAUCAGUUCUCUUUGUGCAUGUGCUCUGCGCACGAUCGCCACUCACAUGCUCACUUCGCUCGCAAGCGCGUUAGGUUUCUGGCCAGCUGAGGUAUGGCAAUCCACUCUGCUGCGCCUAUCAGCUGGGCUAAAAACCAAAAAAUAAAGGUAGGAAUAAAGCACGGGUGGGCGGGAGGGCCCAGCUCCCAGUCACAGAGAACCGGUUCGGUAAUGUCACAUCAUCACCGCUACCGGUUCAGUCGAACCGGGCCGAACCAGGAUCAACCCACCACUGUUACAGUCCCAAUAAACCAGAAGGCCACCUGGUUGGAAAAGUCUGCUAUAAAUAUGCAAUUUUCAUGCAUCCAUUGCAGGAAAAUGCCUUUUUUGUCAUCCCAGUCUGGGUUUAAAAUAUUUCUCAUUUUUAUAUCAUGGUUUAUAUGGAUUGAAGAAACAAGCAGCCUGGUCAUGGAGGUUCAAUCAGAGUGACUGACUCCGAAGGGAACCAUAUUCCAGGUGCUCUCCUGGUAGGCAGAUGGACACACAUUGUCUUCCAACAUCCAACAAACACAGAUUAUGAGGAAAAUACUGUGAAACGGGGUUGAGGGUCAGCCAUUCUAGGGGGACCAAAUUAAGAAACCAAUGCCAUAUAGUCAAGACUAUUCUUAUUGCAAGGAUAUACAGAUAGUCACAUCUUAUGUCCUAUUGUAAAGGAACCAUUCAAAGUUACAACAGACGCCUCAAAAGCUACUUAUGUCCUGGAUCCAGAUGUCUGAGGGCUGAACAGUCACAUGACCACAUUUUGGGUGCUUGUUAAUUAGCUGACCUUUAUGGGCAGCUGCAGCAUUCCACAGUCAUGUGACCAUGAUUUAAAACUGUUUUUACUGAUUUCUGGCUUUUGGGGCCAGUUUCCAGCAAAAAUGCCUUUAGGAAUACAUUGAUUCACUUAACAACUGCGCAUUCACUUAAUGACCACUACAAAAAAAAAAGCCGUAAAGUCAGAUCCAGUCACACGAAUGCCUUGACUUACAAUCGUGCUGAGUUGUAACAGAAAUUCCAGGCUCUCUUACAGUCAUAAAUUGAGGAUUACCUGUAAUAAUAGAAUCUUGCAAGUCUAAAUUUGCUUCCUCUUCCCUCAUUUUAAUUUUACUAGAGAGGGGUUUCCCUGAGACAUUUUCUCAAGUUAUUUUCUUGGUCUAGGCUCAAACCCCACUUACCUGACCAUUAACAGAAUAACAGAAUGGCAGAGUUGGACAAGGUCUUUUAGUCCAACCCUCCCUGCUUAGGGAGGAAACCUUAUAUCAUUUCAGACAAAUCGUUAUCGGAUCUCUUCUUACUUGGUAGCGGUUCUUCCUCAAGGCCAUUCCUUCCAUUCUUUACAGAUGGGGAAAAGUGAAAAAAAUAAGCCUUAUCCACUCCACCUAUAAAAAAUAGAGCCCAAUGCUGUACUGUAAUUCUUUAUGAAAUACAAUAAAAACUUUCAAAAACAA
This is a messenger RNA of Pantherophis guttatus, 2578 nucleotides long. Its product is annotated as tetraspanin-33-like. The record is from RefSeq and is a predicted model, not a curated record. Gene Ontology annotation, cellular component: plasma membrane. NCBI's taxonomy places the organism in Eukaryota, Metazoa, Chordata, Lepidosauria, Squamata, Colubridae.